UUGUGUGUUGAAUGGCAGCCCUUUGAUUGUGUCGUUUCGUCUGGUGAAAACGUUUACAACUCCCUCUCAGAUUUACUAGACUCGUUUCCCCCUUGUCCACCGGGAUGCUGUGCUAUCUACUUGCACGUGUUGCGCACGAAUUCCCAUGCCCGACGUUUCUACGAACAUCGCGGCUUCUAUUCAUCUCAUGUGUUGCACGGAUGCUACUCCAUUGCCGGCAGACCAGCUGAUGGAUGUACUUACGUGAUGCACAUGAACGGUGGCUAUGCCAACCGACCGUUAAUGUAUCCUUUUCUCUCUUUCCACCUUGCAUUAAACAUGUCGCGGUUGAUUGUCAUGUGA
Messenger RNA from Echinostoma caproni, 342 nucleotides. Lineage: Eukaryota; Metazoa; Platyhelminthes; Trematoda; Plagiorchiida; Echinostomatidae. The record is from the annotation of a GenBank genome assembly.